CAGAGAUCCGCCUGCCUCUGCCUCCCAAGUGCUGGGAUUAAAGGCAUGUGCCACCAUCGCCCGAAAAUUUCUUAAUAAAGAAAAAAGAAAAAAAUAAAUAACAGAAAUUGUCAUGUGUGCUGUGCCUUGGGCUCCAUUGUGGAGAAAGUGAGUCAGCUCAGCAGCAGCACCAUGGAUGUAGUGACCUAUAACGAUGUGCAUGUCAACUUCACUCAGGAAGAGUGGGCAUUGCUGGAUCCUUCCCAGAAGAGUUUCUACAGAGAUGUGAUAUUGGAGACCUAUAUGAACCUCACUGAUAUAGGCUACAAUUGGGAAGAUCAUAACGUUGAAGAACAUUGUCAAAGUUCUCAAAGAUACGGAAGUUACGUUGUAUGUCACUCUGGAUACAAGCCAUAUGAGCACAGGGAUAUAGAAAGAAGCAAUCUCCAUCUCAGAACAAUUAGAAGAUAUGUAGUACUUAUGUUGAGUAGAUUUGUUGAAUGUAAUUCAAGUUUACAAGUAAUCAGUUUUCCAGCUCCAAUGGGAAUAUAUCAACAAACACACUGCAGAAAAGCCCUAUGAAUACUAGUAAUGUGUAAAUACUUCUGUUUGUCCUGAUUCACUUUGCAAAUGUAGUAUGACUCACAGUAUAGGAAAUUUAUCAAUGGAAUAAGUGGGGUAAAGGUCUGAAUUCUACAAGUUCUCUUCAAAUAUGUGAAA
Peromyscus maniculatus bairdii (prairie deer mouse) is the source of this 699-nucleotide messenger RNA. The record is from RefSeq and is a predicted model, not a curated record. NCBI's taxonomy places the organism in Eukaryota, Metazoa, Chordata, Mammalia, Rodentia, Cricetidae.